AGCCCCGGGGUCCCUCACCUCCCCCCCUCACAUGUGGCAGUUCUUGUUUUGCAGGUGCAGCCGGGUGUGUAGCAACCUUGCUCCACGAUGCAGCCAUGAACCCUGCCGAAGUGGUCAAGCAGAGGAUGCAGAUGUACAACUCGCCUUACCAGCGUGUGAUGGACUGUGUGCGAGCUGUGUGGCGCAACGAAGGGGCUGGAGCUUUCUACCGCAGCUACACCACCCAGCUCACCAUGAACAUCCCCUUCCAAGCCAUUCACUUCAUGACCUACGAGUUCUUGCAAGAGCAGCUCAACCCCCACAGACAGUACAACCCAGGCUCCCAUGUGGUCUCCGGAGCCUGCGCGGGGGCUGUCGCGGCUGGCGCCUCGCCUUUGGACGUUUGCAAAACGCUGCUCAACACCCAGGAGUCCCUGGCCUUGAGCUCCAACAUCAGCGGACACAUCACAGGCAUGGCCAAUGCCUUCAGGACGGUGUACCAAGUGGGCGGCCUGACUGCCUACUUCAGAGGGGUCCAGGCGAGAGUCAUUUACCAGAUGCCCUCAACAGCAAUCGCCUGGUCCGUGUAUGAGUUCUUCAAAUACAUCCUCACCAAGCGCCAGGAGGAGCGGCGGGCUGGGAAGUGAGCCAGAGCCGAAAGCCGUUCCAGACCUGUUUCACCUCCCCUCCUGGUUUGUCUUCUGACCCCUCUCCCUUUCAGUUUGGUUUGUGUUGAAGAGGGGGCAGCGAUGUCGUUUGCCUGUGGCUGCUGCAGCUCUGCUCAGGCUGCAUGGCUUGCUCUCUCCCAGGGUCCUCCGAGAUGUCCCACUGGGAGCUGCAGCCUGGGUCAUGUUGCCUGGCACUUCGGUGGAGCUGUGCUCCUGUCCUUCCCUUAACCAAAGCAUCCUCUUACGCAAAGCUCAUCCCUCCUCAGAGGGGAAGGUGAAUGUCCUGCCCUGCCUCUGCCAGGGCUAAGCUGAGCUCACAGUCGCCAAGGAGGUGGCGGCAGCACUGCCUGGGAUGCUGGGGGCUUUGUCUGGCUUU
Molecule: messenger RNA, 1023 nt
Organism: Nestor notabilis (Kea)
Lineage: Eukaryota; Metazoa; Chordata; Aves; Psittaciformes; Psittacidae
Product: mitoferrin-2-like
Biological process (GO): iron import into the mitochondrion
Cellular component (GO): mitochondrial membrane
Molecular function (GO): ferrous iron transmembrane transporter activity
Source: RefSeq, a predicted model, not a curated record